AUGCGGCGAAAAAAAAACAGCAAAGGCGGUAACACGAGCAAUUUAAAAUCACAUCUGCGUUACAAACAUCCAAAUUUGUAUUCAGAAUAUUUGAAAAUUGAUGGAAAUAGUACAAUUACUACAUCUGAAGAAGCGCAAGAGUACAAUAUUGAUGAUCCUGUUUUAAUUAAUCUUCAAAGCAAUUUGGCGUCGGAUAGCAUUUUGAAACAAAGUAAACUAAAAGUAUAUCACCCACUUGUUAAAAAACAGUUGAAAAAUAUAAGCAUGCCAUUGCCGUUUGGAUGUGUGCAGACAUGCAACCGUAUAAUUCGUUUUGAACCUCCUAGCCGAAAAUAUUAUUCUGACCAUAAAAUUCCUCAAUUAUACGAAAACGUAAAAAAUUGCAUUAAGGAAAAAUUAAAAGGUGUAUCGUAUCUUGUCCUCACAACUGAUUGUUGGACAUCAGGAAAUGGUCAUCCAUUUAUUGGAUUAACAGCCCAUAUUAUAAAUGAGGAAUGGGAAUUCGAAAGUUUUUGCUUGGCAUGCACUUCUUUGAAUAUCGACCACAAUAGUUUUAAUAUUAAAAAUAGUAUCAAGCAAAUAUUACAUAAUGACUGGGAUAUUGACGAAUCUAAGAUCGCGGGUAUCACCACAGAUUGUGGAUCAAAUAUUUUAAAAGCUGUUGAACUAAUGUCAUUUAACCAUGUUCCUUGCUUUGGACAUGUUUUAAAUACUGGUGUUACAAAUGCAUUUUCCUUACAACCUGUUAAAUAUUGUACUGAAAAUGCAGUAAAAGUAAGAUCUGUUUUCCACUACAGUUCCAAAAUGAAACGUGCAUUAUUAAAUGAACAGACAAAUUUAGAUCUUUCUCCUCUAGUUCCACCGUCUUCGUCUGACACUCAGAAUAAAGCGUUGAAAAAAAUUUUAAUAUGCACUAAACACCAACAAAUUUUACCCACUUUUAACCAGUUGAAGUUAAUUGAACGUAUAUUACAUAUGAUGGAUCCUUUAAAACAGUUGGGCGAAGCUUUAGCAUCAGAAACUAAGGUUAACAUUUCAGGAUUAUGGCCAGUAUACGAUGCUAAUUUAGAAACGGAUAGUGUUCAACUAUUUGACAACACUGAAGACAUUAAUUUUGAUAAAAAUAUAUUGCUAGAAGAAUCUUCUACUUUUUUUUCUCAAAUAAAUUAUAAUACCGAAGAAGAUGGUGAUACAGAUGAAACUUUAAAUAUAGAACUAUCGCAAGCACUCAAUCACGUAGAACUCUUAAUAACAGAUACUAUAUUUGAAAAAUUAUCUAAAUACUAA
This is a messenger RNA of Metopolophium dirhodum (rose-grain aphid), 1287 nucleotides long. Its product is annotated as E3 SUMO-protein ligase ZBED1-like. Lineage: Eukaryota; Metazoa; Arthropoda; Insecta; Hemiptera; Aphididae. The record is from RefSeq and is a predicted model, not a curated record. The transcript is spliced from 6 exons. Bases 1 to 1287 code for a protein of 428 amino acids.